Danio rerio (zebrafish) is the source of this 1932-nucleotide messenger RNA. RefSeq names its product 7-dehydrocholesterol reductase (gene dhcr7). Gene Ontology annotation, biological process: cholesterol biosynthetic process; sterol biosynthetic process. Gene Ontology annotation, cellular component: endoplasmic reticulum membrane; membrane. Gene Ontology annotation, molecular function: 7-dehydrocholesterol reductase activity; oxidoreductase activity, acting on the CH-CH group of donors, NAD or NADP as acceptor. The record is from RefSeq and is marked validated. NCBI's taxonomy places the organism in Eukaryota, Metazoa, Chordata, Actinopteri, Cypriniformes, Danionidae.
UCGUUUCAUCAUCACACAGUGAACAACAUCUGGGCAGCCUGCAGUUGCGCAGCAUCACCCCCGAAACAACAAUCAUGAUGGCAUCUGACAGGGUGAGAAAGCGGCAUAAGGGCAGUGCCAAUGGUGCCCAGACAGUGGAGAAGGAGCCAUCAAAGGAGCCGGCGCAGUGGGGAAGAGCAUGGGAGGUGGAUUGGUUCUCUCUUUCGGGUGUGAUCCUGCUGCUCUGCUUUGCCCCCUUCCUCGUCUUUUUCUUCAUCAUGGCAUGUGAUCAGUACCAGUGCUCCAUAAGUCACCCUCUACUGGAUCUCUACAACGGUGACGCCACCCUGUUCACCAUCUGGAACCGGGCUCCUUCCUUCACAUGGGCUGCUGCCAAAAUCUACGCCAUCUGGGUCACAUUUCAGGUGGUGCUGUACAUGUGUGUUCCAGAUUUUCUGCAUAAGAUCCUUCCAGGCUACGUAGGAGGAGUUCAGGAUGGUGCCCGUACACCUGCAGGUCUGAUUAAUAAAUAUGAGGUCAACGGUCUUCAGUGCUGGCUCAUCACUCAUGUUUUAUGGGUGCUUAACGCUCAGCACUUCCACUGGUUUUCGCCAACCAUCAUCAUUGACAACUGGAUCCCUCUGUUAUGGUGCACCAACAUCCUCGGCUAUGCUGUGUCCACAUUUGCCUUCAUUAAAGCGUAUCUGUUCCCCACCAACCCAGAGGACUGUAAAUUCACAGGCAACAUGUUCUACAACUACAUGAUGGGAAUUGAGUUCAAUCCUCGUAUAGGAAAAUGGUUUGACUUCAAGCUUUUUUUUAAUGGCCGGCCGGGUAUCGUGGCAUGGACCCUCAUAAACUUAUCCUAUGCAGCUAAGCAGCAGGAGCUGUAUGGUUACGUGACAAACUCUAUGAUCCUGGUCAACGUUUUGCAGGCCGUCUAUGUAGUGGACUUUUUCUGGAAUGAAGCCUGGUACCUGAAGACUAUUGACAUCUGCCAUGAUCAUUUUGGCUGGUAUCUGGGCUGGGGAGACUGUGUGUGGCUGCCUUUCCUCUACACACUUCAGGGACUUUACCUGGUCUACAACCCCAUCCAGCUCUCUACGCCCCACGCAGCAGGGGUCCUCAUCCUGGGUCUGGUGGGCUACUACAUCUUCCGCGUGACCAACCACCAGAAAGACCUUUUCCGUCGCACUGAGGGCAACUGCAGCAUCUGGGGUAAGAAGCCCACCUUCAUCGAGUGCUCCUACCGAUCGGCCGACGGCGCCAUUCACAAGAGCAAACUCAUGACCUCUGGGUUUUGGGGGGUGGCGCGUCACAUGAACUACACGGGCGACUUGAUGGGCUCGCUGGCGUACUGUUUGGCCUGUGGAGGCAACCACCUACUGCCGUAUUUCUACAUCGUCUACAUGACCAUCCUGCUGGUGCACCGCUGCAUUCGGGACGAGCACCGCUGUAGCAACAAAUACGGCAAGGACUGGGAGCGCUACACUGCGGCAGUUUCCUACCGCUUACUGCCUAACAUCUUUUAGAUUUCCAUCAAUUCCCAGAAUGCAUUUCUGUACAGGACACAAAGGUGAAGGCCCUUGGCACGCCCCUUACUUCUGAUUUUUUCCUUGGCCUUUUUAUAUAUUUCAAUUAUAGUUUCUAGACACGCCCCUUGCUGCUGAUUGGCUGCCCCCUUGGCCUGUUUAUGAUAUUUCAACUAUAGUUUCUAGACACGCCCCUUACUGCUGAUUAGCUGCGCCCUUGGCCUGUUUGUGAUAUUUCAACUAUAGAUUCUAGACAUGCCCCUUACUGCUGAUUGGCUGCUAGUGUGUGUACAGCAGGACAAGCACCGCUGUAGCAACAAAUACAGCAAGGACUGGGAGUGAUAGACUACAACUGUUUUUACGGCUUAUCUCCACCAAUUCCCAGAAUGCAUUUCUGCACAGGACACCAACAGAAAACGAC